Molecule: messenger RNA, 1970 nt
Organism: Sesamum indicum (sesame)
Lineage: Eukaryota; Viridiplantae; Streptophyta; Magnoliopsida; Lamiales; Pedaliaceae
Product: ATP-dependent 6-phosphofructokinase 6
Biological process (GO): fructose 6-phosphate metabolic process; glycolytic process
Molecular function (GO): 6-phosphofructokinase activity; ATP binding
Source: RefSeq, a predicted model, not a curated record
ACGCUUCAAUCGUCGUACCGCAAAACAAAACCAGCAACUGUGAGGGAAAAGUGCAGCCCAAUACAGAGGCUUAAAGGGACUGAAGUGGCGCUGCCAGUUUUGUUCGUCAGCAACUUAGAAAUUUCUGCCAAUCAACCCUAAAAUCAAGGCUGAAUGAGAAGAUCAGAAUCUAUGCUUUCUAAUUUCUACUUUUCCACACACCAUUGAUUGAAGUAUUCCGCCAUAAAAAAAACAGAGAAGCAGAUAUAGAUACAGUUUAUUAACCGACUUGUUGAUUUGCUUACCUUUGCUCUGGAUUCGACUUUCAUAGGGAAGAAACGGUAGAUUUGGCGAGAGUAUGGGUUCGCAGAGCAAUCAUCAGAUGAAGGUGGUGACGGGAGAGUACGGAUACGUCCUCGAAGAUGUACCUCAUUUGACCGAUUACAUUCCGGAUCUUCCUACUUAUCCAAAUCCAUUACGCUCGAAUCCUGCAUAUUCAGUUGUUAAGCAGUAUUUUGUUGACAUGGAUGAUAGCGUCCCGCAAAAGGUCGUUGUUCACAAGGAUACACCAAGAGGGGUACAUUUCCGGCGGGCUGGGCCUCGCCAAAAGGUCUAUUUUGCUUCAGAUGAGGUGCAUGCUUGUAUCGUGACAUGCGGUGGUUUAUGUCCUGGACUAAACACGGUGAUCAGGGAAAUCGUGCAUAGCCUUGAUUAUAUGUAUGGGGUCAACAAAGUCCUUGGAAUUGAUGGAGGCUACAGGGGUUUCUAUGCAAAGAAUACCAUUACUCUGACACCGAAGGUUGUGAAUGAUAUACAUAAGCGUGGUGGGACAAUCCUGGGAACAUCUCGUGGUGGCCAUGAUACCAUGAAGAUAGUCGACAGUAUUCAGGACCGUGGAAUUAAUCAGGUUUAUAUAAUUGGAGGAGAUGGCACCCAGAAAGGAGCAGCUGUAAUCUUUGAGGAGAUCAGAAAACGUGGUCUAAAGGUUGCAGUUGCUGGUAUCCCCAAGACAAUUGACAAUGAUAUUCCGGUUAUUGACAGGUCAUUUGGUUUUGACACUGCUGUAGAGGAAGCUCAACGUGCCAUAAAUGCUGCACAUGUUGAGGCUGAGAGUGCAGAAAAUGGAAUUGGUGUAGUGAAACUAAUGGGUCGCUACAGUGGUUUUAUUGCAAUGUAUGCUACUCUGGCCAGCCGAGAUGUGGACUGCUGUUUGAUUCCAGAGUCACCCUUUUAUCUUGAAGGGAAAGGUGGACUUUUUGAAUAUAUAGAGAAAACGCUUAAAGAAAACGGACAUAUGGUCAUUGUUAUUGCUGAAGGAGCAGGACAGGAGCUUCUUGCUGCAAAAAAUGAAGAAGAUGCUUCGGGGAACAAGCUACUUCAAGACGUUGGGUUGUGGAUUUCUCAAAAAAUAAAGGAACAUUUUGCCAAGAAAAACAAAAUGCCAAUUACUCUCAAAUAUAUAGAUCCAACUUACAUGAUCCGUGCGAUUCCUAGCAAUGGGUCUGAUAAUGUAUACUGCACUCUCCUUGCUCAAAGUGCUGUUCAUGGAGCAAUGGCGGGGUUCACAGGCUUUACAAGUGGGCUUGUUAAUGGCAGGCAGACAUACAUCCCCUUUAAUCGUAUUACUGAAAAGCAAAACAAGGUUGUGAUCACUGACAGGAUGUGGGCGAGGCUUCUUGCUUCAACUAAUCAACCAAGCUUCCUGGGAUCGAAAGAGGAUGGAGUAGAAGACAAUGAAGUAGAGGACUAUGAAGUAGAAAGCGAAGAUGGUGAGAACCCAGGAACGUUAUUCAAGGUCAUUGAUGGUAGGAUGCCUCGGCUGCGGGCAGUGAAUUUAUUUGUCAAAGUCUAUAUUUAUUGAGAUAUGCAACUCAAAAGUGAUUCUUCUGUAUGUUUUUAUUGCAUCCAUGUUGUACGUGGGGCAAUGACAUCUGGUUUGCUGUAUUUGCAGACAAUAAUUGCUCUAUUUUAAGGGCCUUGAUGUUUCAUUA